Messenger RNA from Eriocheir sinensis (Chinese mitten crab), 8237 nucleotides. It is a transcript of the gene Cont, whose product is annotated as contactin-like. Gene Ontology annotation, biological process: cell-cell adhesion. The record is from RefSeq and is a predicted model, not a curated record. Gene Ontology annotation, molecular function: protein binding. NCBI's taxonomy places the organism in Eukaryota, Metazoa, Arthropoda, Malacostraca, Decapoda, Varunidae. Bases 161 to 4066 code for a protein of 1301 amino acids. The transcript is spliced from 26 exons.
UCCAAGCCAGAGGGAGUGUGUUGGGACGAGUUGUUUUUAAACCCCGGGUGUGGUGUGUGACUCUCUGUUUUCCCAAUAAAUGGCAGCUCGGGAAGGCGUGUGUGUGUAGGCAGCGAGGAGCAGAGAGUACCCCGGGUGGCAGCAGGCUCAGGAGAGCAGAAUGGGGGUGUGGGCGUUUGUAUGUGUGGCAGCUGUGGUGGCAACAGUGACUGGGGUGAAUGGGCAACUACUACAAAGCAACAUCUUACGGGACCCCCUGCUGGAGAGGACUGUGGAGAAGACCUGCCCCACCAACUGGUCCACCUACAAGAGCUCCUGCUACAAAUUCAUCCGCUCACCUGUCAAGACGAGGGAACAGGCCAGGGCACAGUGCCAGGCUUAUGGGGAGGGUUCAGAUCUCGUAAGUGUGAGCAACAAGGGGGAGCAUGGCUUCCUCACCCGCUACCUCCAUGAGAAUGACCCACUCCAACGCAAGUGGUACACGUCGGGUUUCCAGAAGACCCCCGGCUUCUGGGAGAACCAAGGGGAUGGCACCUCCUUCCAGGACAUGAUGGAGGCACUCUUACCCGAUCAGGCGUCAAGCCCUCAAACAAACUUUCUUGCAUACAGCUACUCACAGAUUCACAAGGAGUGGGGCCUGCUGAUGGGGGACGGGGAGGAGGCUCUUCUCUACAUAUGUGAGAUCCCCCAAGCCAACAUUAACAAUCUGAUCGACGAGUCUGUGGAGCGGAGCCACGAGUACGGCCUCAUCAUCCAAGACCCCAAGAAGGUGCCCCAAUCCCCUGUCUUCACCCUUCAGCCCAAGGACAAAAUCUUCGACCUGGCGCGGCGAGAGGUCGUAAACUACAUCUCCGUCACAUGUCUUGCCAAGGGUUACCCGGCGCCCACCUACAUCUGGUAUAAGGAGAGCUACGAGAACGAGGCAGUCAUGGCUCGUGCUAUUGACCCUCUCUCUGACCCGCGCUUCACUGUCUCCGGCGGAACGCUCAUCAUCAACGACCCAAAGCAGGUUGAGGAUCGAGGGAAGUACCACUGCCGCGCCAGGAACGAAUUUGGCUCCAUCACCUCCCAGAGUAUCCAGUUGUCCUUUGCCUAUGUAGCCGAGUUCAAUCUGAAGCGCUCGGAUGAAGUGGGCAACCAGUACUGGGGCAAAGCCAUCUUCUGCGACCCCCCACAGCACUUCCCGGAUGUGCGUUACUACUGGGCUCGUAACUACUUCCCGAACCUGGUGGAGGAGGACCGGCGCACGAUGGUCUCACACGACGGCAACCUCUACUUCUCCUACCUGGACAUGAUCGACAAUGGGCGCUACAGCUGCAACGUCCAGAGCACCGUCUCGGGUAUUGGGAAAAAUGGACCGUUCUUCAACCUGCAAGUGGGGCCUCUGCCCAACUACCAGCAGCUGAAGUUUGCCAACAACUUCCCCAAGGCCUUCCCCGAGGCUCCCAUCAGGGGCGAGGACGUCAGGCUGGAGUGCAUCGCUUUUGGAUAUCCCGUUCCAGCAUAUAACUGGACGAGGCGCGGCGCAUCGCUCCCUCGCGGUGCACAACUUCUUAGCUACAACAGGGUGCUCAUCCUGCCCAAUGUGGAGCCCUCGGACAUGGGUGACUACAUCUGCCGGGCCCACAAUUCAAGGGUUGCCAUCCAGAAUAGUAUUGCCCUCAGUAUUCAAGCCAAACCAAGCUUCACCAUCCGCCUGCAAGACCAGUUCAUCGCCAAGGGUGCAGACCUGAUGUGGGAGUGUGAAGCGUUUGGGAUCCCGGACGUGGACUAUGAGUGGCUCAGGAACUCGGAGCCUCUCAGGGUGGACACGCUCACCGAGGAUGAGAAGAUUCGCUAUGAGCUGGUGGACAGCAUACUAAAGAUCAAGGGCGUGAAGGAGUCUGACGAGGCCACAUACCAGUGCAAGGCGUCCAACCAGCUGGGAACCACAUACUCCUCAGGCCAGCUCAAGGUGCUAAAGUUGCCGCCCACUUUCCGCAAGCAGCCCCUGGAGACAGAGAUGUACGCCGCUGAGGGGAAGAACGUGACCAUCGUGUGCAACCCCGAGGCCGCUCCCAAACCCAAAUUCACGUGGCGGCAGAAUGGACUCGUUGUCGGAAAUGGCGGAAGAAGAAAAAUCCUACGCAACGGCAACCUGGUCAUUGAUCCUGUCUCCCGGGAGGACCGAGGGAACUACUCCUGCAUGGCCGAGAAUGUUUACGGCUCAGACAUCAGUUAUGGCUGGCUGGAAGUCCUCCGCAAGCCAGAGUUCUACCGCAGUCCUCCUGAGGAAGUGAUAUCAUCCAAGGGCGACAACAUCACCCUGGAGUGCGAGGCGUACACAGACCCCCUGUUGGACAAGGCUUACAUCUGGCGACACAACGGCCUCAGGAUUGAUGUUGACGACACCGAGUUCCUACGUAACUUGGCCUAUAUGCAGGGCUAUGACUACGAGUACCAGAGACGCAGAUACAACCUCUACGACAACCCCUAUGAGUCCUCGCUCUACCUGAAACGCAAGGAGCAGGAGGUGUACAUUGCCAAGAGGUAUCCACCGUACAAAAAGGGGUACCGCUCCGGCCAUCUGAGGAUCUCGGACCUCAAGCUGGAGGACGCUGGUGUCUAUGAGUGUGUGGCCGUGACUCCUGUUGCCAAAAUCUCCAUCUCCACCACCCUCAUCAUCCAUGGCCCACCAGGACCUCCAGGUGGCGUCGCAGCGGUUGGCCUGACCAGCACGAGGGGACGCAUUCAGUGGACCAACGGGGCGAGCAACGGCAAGCCCAUCGAGUCCUACAACAUCCAGACCCGCACACAAUGGACCCGCGAGUGGGGAACCAUUGCCAAGAAUAUUCAGGCCACGCUCAUUGACAGCAACAACGGACGCAUGGAAUAUGAGCUUGGUGAUGUCCUCUCGCCGUGGGCCGCUCAUGAGUUCAGGGUGCAAGGUGUCAACAUCCUAGGAGAGGGGCAGUACUCCAAGGCCUCACCUCAGGCCAACACGAGGCCAGACCGCCCCUUCACCACCCCGCGUAACCUUGGCGGCGGUGGAGGCAAGACUGGGGACCUUACCAUCACGUGGGAGCCGCUGUCCGGGGAGCACCAGAAUGCCCCAGGGGUGUACUACAAGCUGUUCUGGCGCCGCACAGUCAUCGACCCGGAGACGGAGUUCCAGAAGGUGGUGCUGAGGGACCGCGGGAACAUCGGCAUGCACGUGGUGGAAGUUAGCCGCACCAAGUACUUCUACACGCAGUACGAAGUGAAGAUCCAGGCAUGGAACAGCCAGGGUCCCGGCCCCAUCAGCGAGCCGGUGGAGGUCUUCACAGCAGAGGACAUGCCACAGGUCCAGCCCACAGAGGUGUCUGCCUUUGCCCACAACGCCACUUCCCUCAACGUCACAUGGCAGCCCAUUGAGCCAAGCAGGGAGAACAUCCGUGGAAAACUUAUUGGCUACCGGAUCAAGUACUGGCGUCGGGAGGACAACGAGACGGACCACAUCAUCAAGCUGCAGCGCGGUAUAGAGCCUCACGGACUCAUCGUCGGCCUGGUGCCCAACACCUUCUACUGGGUGCGUGUCAUGGCUUACAACCAGGCUGGCUCCGGACCUGAGAGUGAGCGGUUCUUGGAACGCACUUGGCGCCACCCACCCCUCAUGCCGCCCAAUGCUGUCCGGGUGUACCCCAUCGAUCCCAGCACCAUCAGGGUUACCUGGCGAGGUGUUACGCCCACCCCUAUGGAAGAACCGCUCAUUGGGUACAAGGUCAAGGUUUGGGAGGCUGACCAAGACUUCACAACGGCCAAUGACAGCCUCGUCUUCAUCGGCUCCCCCCUGGAGACCUACAUUACUGAUCUGGCGCCGGGCAAGUCCUACAUGCUCCGUGUGUUGGCGUACUCCCGAGGCGGUGAUGGCAAGAAGUCCUCGCCCCCCUGGAGGUUCCAAAUGGGAGACACAGAUCUGCUAAGAGGGACAGCCACCCAGGUCGCCGCCCCAGAAGUGCUGCUCAACUCAAGUCUCCUGGUGGCCUUCUUCGUGGCCUUCCUCACCCCACUCCUGCGCUCCCGCCUCUUCCAUCACCACCACCACUGACUGCCAUCUCCACAAUGAUACCUUGGUUAUGGUAAAAACACAUCGCAUCAUUGUGUUUUCUUAUUGUUCAAUGUCUGUUAUAACCUGCAUUGUUAAUCUAUUUUAGGUCUGGAUUUCAUGUUAAGUUUAACCCGGUAGCAGCGACAGGCCAAAUUUGUGCCAUGAUACAAACCCCCCAAAAUAGAUGAUGCAAAAACUGAUCACAAAUGCUUUGAUAUGUAUUAUGAAAUGGUUUGUGUGAGUGAUAAUUUUUACUCAUUUUUCAUGCUUAGAGGGACCAUUAAGAAACAUGAUCCCCGCUGCUACCGGGUUAAAAGUAAUGAUCAUCACACAUUCCUUCUGCCAAUGAGUUAAGAUUGAGAGGGCCUAAGCAAAGGUGUAAAUUUCCCACAUAUCUGAAGAAUGAGCCAAGUCAUUUCAGAAACUGUUGUUGUUUGAAGACUGUCCAUCAGGUCUGACUCACCAAGAUUGUUGUGAUGCCUCCUUCAGGUUUUCUUUAAAGGUUGUGCUCAAGGAAGUUUCCCUUUUGAAACAUUCCCAAGUGAACAAUGCUGCCAGGGAGUGUGUGAAGUAACCUCUUUAGGGAAGAAAUGAAGUAAAGGAUUCUUCCAGUUAGUAAAAAUAGGCUAGACAUACAGGCAGCAUAUGUGCAAGUGUGUGUGUGUGUGUGUUGUGUGUGUGUGUGUGUGUGUGUGUGUGUGUGUGUGUGUGUGUUUGCUGCAGCACAGAAGGUUUCUUAGGUACAAAUACAACAUGCUCCCUCUUCAACCACCAAGAAUCCGAUCCAUAACGAUUUGUCCACUAGCGAUAAGUUGUGUGAGUCGGUGCUGGGGCUCUGUAACCCUGUAGCUCUUUAAGCCCCAGGCAUUUGCUGUGAAGAAAGACUCAUACAAGAUAUCAGAGUUUUGCAGGGUGGUUAUGUAGGACUGAUCAGUAAGAGGGAAAUGGCAUGUUAGAUAUAUAAACAUUUUGUAGGAAUUACAAACUCCAUUGUAUGAACACAUGGUUAUUGUGGUUGGAAUAUAAUUUUUGGGCACAGAGGAAGGAGGGGACAAUAUCAUGAAUCUCAAAGAGGGAAGAAUCUCUAAAUUACUAAGGGAAUGAGUAAUCUUUAAGUCUCAAUGGAAUCGGAGCACCUUUUAAUUCAUAUGCAAUAAUCCAUCAGGGAUAGUUAUGUAUAAAGAGAUUUCCCCCCUAACCAGAUAAAAGGGAGUGGCAUCCUGUGUUACUGCCCCUUUCCACCUUUGUGAUAUAGAAGUAAUAGCAUGUCUGCUCACAACAUAAUCUCAGAAAGCAUUAUUUUUGCAUUAUGUGCAUGAAUGCCUUCACAAACUGUUUCAUCUUCCAGUUAUAAACUUCUCAAGUUUGAUUUUCGAUAAAAUGCUAAAAGACUCUGAAGGAAUAUACAUCUGGUAUUCAAAAUACACAAACAAUGCACUUGCACAAUUUUUUGGUGCAUAUAAUGAAGUCAAGAUCAAAUAUGAAAUGUCAAGUCAAAUGGCAUUUCUCCAUCAGACAGCUGGGCUCUCCUCAACCUGUAAGAUGCAAUACAUCCCCAUUGGGACAUAUCUGAGUGUGUGAGGUGCACCCCCACAGGGCCCCAGUCUUAGCCCAAAGUGACCCUUGUCAUGAUUUCUUGAGCCAGUCACCCAACAGUCAUAAUGGAGAGUGGAUGUACUGAGCUGUCUGUCACGUGAGAAUUACACCUCCAACCCAUCUCCCUCUGGCAGUAUAAGGACAGGGCCAGGUCUUGUGGGGUAUCAGAGGUGCUCAAUUACUAAAAUGCAUAGUAGCAGAAAAAUUAAGAAACACAGAAGCAAGCAGCGGAUUUAUCUUUCUUCAUUUUACAUCUUGGGAAGCCACGUAACCAUAACUAUCAAGGGGAAGAAAUAACGGCUAUGUCCGUCCCCGCGGCCACACUGACUCCCCAGCACUAGAGAACAGCAGGAAGGGGCUAAAACAAAGCCACCCGACCACAGCCACACAACCACAACCAAAAUCACAACGAACCCCAACAAAAACCUUCCCACUGGUGGAUAUUUUUCUUUUAUUGCGCGGGCCGUACCACUUGUCUACUGACCUCCAUCCCCCCCACACACGAACAUUCCAGAAAUCAGUAUUGUAUUUUUAAAAUUUGAUAACCACAUGUUAUUAUUAUCACAAAGUCCAUGUUAUGGAAAUAUAUUUUUAUUUGUGAUGUAUAGUCUCUGGCACUUCUCUCACUCUGUUAGAAAAAAAGGUUUCUCUUGCUUCCAGGUUUAGUUGUAUGUUUGUUUUAUUGAACGCUAAAGCAGCAGCAGCUACAGUUCAAUAUUCAGUAGCUUAGUUUUUAAUGUUACAUGUGACGAUUUUUUUUUAUGCAUUAUAGUAUGUAUAUAAGUGUUUUCAUGAUUUGUACUUGAAUGACCCAGCUGUGUGUACAUCUCAUUAUAUGAAGUUAGUAUACACAUUUUAGUUAGGUCAGAGUGCUCCUUCCACACUCAUAGAAAUCCACAGCUGCAGCAUAGUAUUGUCAUUGUAAUCAACUGCAAGUCUGAAAUAGCCCGCAUCUACCUUAGCUUGCAGUUAUGAGGAUUGAUGUAAGGAGCUGUCUUCAGCACAUUCCCGCAACACAGUGUGGUGUUCAGUAUUCAGGGAAGGGGAAAGGCAGGGGAGACAAGCACAAUACCUUGCAGCCAAUGAUUUGGCCAAAUCCUGUUUCCACUUGAAAAUACUUCCACCAGUAAAGUAUUUGAUGAUUGGUGACAUACUACUGAUGCAUUCCUUCCAUUCCAGACUUAUAGUUUUCUUAAAGGUUUAUUUAUAAUAUUAUGGUUUUAUUGUAAUUUUAAGUUUUUAUCAAUAAUCCAAAAAUCUACCAAGUAUCUAUCUUUGUGUAGUGACUUUUGGAUCCUGGCGUUUCAGUGCCCAAACAAAUAACAACGACAGUAGCUCCACCAAAGUAAUCUCGUAUUAGUUGUCUACAUACAUAGUUUGUUUAAUAAUGUUAACUUAGUCCUGAGUAGCAAUAUAUUCAAUAUUACUUGUAAUUAUGCUUGAGUUAUGCAUCUUGCUGUGCCUUUUGCUGUUAAAUGUGUAGAUGCCAAGUUCAAACUCAGAGUAAUCAAAAAAUUUAUUUUCAUGGUGUGACAACAACUCUGUUUAUAAUAGCCGUGUAAAAUAUUUAGGAAAUCACAUGAAAAUUUGGCAAACUGACUUUGCAAAAAUAAUUUGAUAAAUUAACAUUUCCCUAACAUUCAUCAUAUAUCCAUAUAAAACUUGCACAACUCUGUAAAUAUAAUCUUAUAAAAAAUGCUUAAAAAUUAGAUGAGCCUGUUCAUGUGGGAAUGUACGCCAAGGCCACAAAAAUUAGGUUGCAGCACUUUUUUUUAAUAGAGGUACACAGUUGCCUGAUGCCUGCCCUGAGCAGCUCCUCUGAGUGAUACACAUGUAGCUGCCAAGGCUGUAAGGUCAUAGUAAUGAAUAUGAAACUGGCAAAAUUAAGUGAUAUAAUUAUAAUUAGCAGUAACAGUAAUUAAAAGUUAUGUAAAAAUUAAAUUGUAAAUGAAUGAUAAUGGCACAUAAUUAACAACUACAAAUACCAAAAUUAUACUGGCAAAGGCAAAUGAUAGAGUGUAGUUAGCAGAGCAACAAACAUGAAAAUUAUAUUGAUGUAUGAAGUGAAGGCAAAAGUGUUACAGUAAGUAGUCUAUGAAAAUACACUACAAGAUCAAAAUUCAUGCAAGAAAAAGAAAAAAGUGAAUAGUUUGUGGACUGUAUGCAGAGAAACCAUGUGAAAGAAAAAAUGGCUGCAUGUAUAUAUAUUAAAAUAUUUAUUCUGUGCAUACAAAACUUCAGGUCCUCUAAGAAUAUGCUGCCCAUGCCAAUUUGGUCAUGACUUUUGUACUGGUAUAUAUCUUGUGUUUCAAAGAGAUCCGUCCAUAUCUAGUUAUCUUUUAAGUGGUUUGAGUAUGCAAUAUUUUUUCAUGAAUAUGAUGCUUGCAUAUCUUAUGUUUCAAAGUGAUCCGUCCAUAUCCAGUUAUCUUAGAUGUGUUAAGUACACAAAUAAUACUUUUCACUUGUAUGAUACUUCCAUAUCUGUGUAGGGUUAAAUUUUUCACAAUAUUGGAUACAAUUUUCUUUAUAACAUUUUCAUAUUAACUUGGAAUCUCAAUAAAAACAUGCCAAUAAG